Plutella xylostella (diamondback moth) is the source of this 1614-nucleotide messenger RNA. RefSeq names its product orcokinin (gene Ork). The record is from RefSeq and is a predicted model, not a curated record. NCBI's taxonomy places the organism in Eukaryota, Metazoa, Arthropoda, Insecta, Lepidoptera, Plutellidae.
GGCAGCGUCCGUGGGCCCGCCCAGCGAGCCGCCCGCCCAUCGCCAGGGCGCAUAUAAGCGCGCGCCCGGAGCCUCCGCCACAAGACACUCAGCAGUCGCCGCUCGCCUCGCCCGCCCUUCGCCGCCCAAGUCCAUACACGCUACAGGUGCAGUAAUGAGGGCCGCCGGCACACUCCUGGUCCUGGCCGCCGCGCUGCUGGCCGGCUGCGGCGCCGACUCGCAUCAGGAACAAGGAAUGAAUGGGCACGGAGAUCGCUUCGACUCAAACGAUGCCAUAGAGGCUCAGGAGGUGGAUGAUUUACUUCGGUUCUUAGUCGCAUACGAGAAUAGCCAGGACUAUGGCCGGAAUAUCAACGGGAUCGGGGGAUCAAGUCUGCUAGGAAGAAACAUUAAUGGUAUCGGGGGAUCAUCCCUUCUUGGCAGAAACAUCAACGGGAUUGGCGGGUCAUCCCUUUUGGGGAGGAACAUCAAUGGGAUUGGAGGGUCUUCUCUGCUCGGCAGAAACAUCAACGGUAUAGGAGGAUCCUCGCUGUUAGGAAGAAACAUUAACGGCAUCGGAGGCUCAUCCUUGCUUGGUAGAAACAUCAACGGGAUUGGGGGUUCCUCCCUACUGGGCAGAAACAUAAAUGGCAUCGGCGGGUCCAGCCUGCUCGGCAGAGACGUUGACGACUACCAGAAGCCAAAGCGGUUCAUCGAUUCUCUCGGCGGUGGGAACUUUGUGAGGAACUUGGACUCCAUCGGGGGUGGAAACCUGGUGAAGAAGAACCUGGAUGCUCUGGGCGGUCCCAACCUGAUCAAGAGAACCCUCGACUCGCUUGGCGGGGGCAAUUUGGUCCGUAGUCUGGACUCUAUCGGCGGGGGCAACUUCGUCCGCCAACUUGACUCCAUUGGUGGAGACAGCCUUUGUUUCUCUUCGUCCAUUUACUUUCACCCUUUAUGUACAUACUUUAUGAAUCAAUACACACUUUUAGCCAGCAUUUAUAAAUUCUGUCACCUGUUUUCAAACCCUCUUCGCAACUCUAGGAUUCAUCACCAAACUAUCAUCAACCCACUAACAACAAGAGUUAUUUCAUCACGCACUCCCACAUCUCACCCUAAUCUUCUACCUCCACAUCAUCUUCACACCUGUCUCUGUCUUCCUCUAUUCACCGUUCAUUGCACUUGCACCCGUGUAGAUCACAAGACUCGAACCCUGGACCCUGCGGGCGGGGGCCGCGCGCGCCCGGCGCGGGAGGCUCGCACGCUGUUCCUGUUCUACAACCCCUAUAGUGGGGAUCUGUUGCCUGGGUUCGAUUCACCGGCAUCGGACAGAGGCAAAAGAAACUUCGAUGAAAUUGACAGGUCUGGCCUAGACAGCUUCGCCAACAAGCGUUCGUUCGACGAGAUCGACAACUCCAUGAUGCCGUUCCCACACGCCAAGCGGUUCCUGCGCUACUACCGACCCACCUUCCUGGGCGCCCCCGAUUUCGACAGGAAGCGAACACGCGCGGACUACCCCAUGGACGAGAUCGACGUGUCGCAGUUCCCCAUCGGCUCCAAGCGCUCCGAGCCCUUCCACAACCUGGCCUUCCGAUAAGCACCCCACUCAGCACUAGCGUAUGGGUUCUCCACACU